This is a messenger RNA of Plutella xylostella (diamondback moth), 4629 nucleotides long. It is a transcript of the gene DUBAI, whose product is annotated as Deubiquitinating apoptotic inhibitor. Gene Ontology annotation, cellular component: nucleus; cytosol. The record is from RefSeq and is a predicted model, not a curated record. Gene Ontology annotation, molecular function: cysteine-type deubiquitinase activity. NCBI's taxonomy places the organism in Eukaryota, Metazoa, Arthropoda, Insecta, Lepidoptera, Plutellidae. Gene Ontology annotation, biological process: protein deubiquitination.
AACAAAAAUACCAUAGACAAGUUAUGAGAAAAAAAUUGCAGGAUAUAAUUUUAGGAACUCUUGGGCUGGGAAAUAAAAUCAAUCUUUUGUGCUGGACACCUAAAUUGAUCCUAUUUCGAUCCAAAUUUAACCCCCAAUAUAUUGAAAUUACUCGAUAGCAAUUCUACUCGAUUGCUGUGAAGCCUGAAAAGGUUCUACGUGCUUUGUUAUUCAAGGUGGUGGACUAUCGUGAACUCAGUGACUUAUUGACGAAAUGUGUUAUUCAGUAGUCAGUGUGAAGAUUUAUUCAUAAAUCUCACUCCUGUACAGUGACAAUGCAAUCAUUUGCAUUCCAUCACAGGUUUAAGAGAUAGUGGAGUGCAGUAUAAUGGAUUUCUAUGCAGUGAUUACGAACUGUUGCGAUACUGUGUAGCGCUCUCGCUCGCCGAAGCACCUUAUUCAGUUGCACUCAGGGAGGUAUAUAUAGCGCCACGAUGGCGGUGAAGAAGCACGAGCUCGCGCCGGACAGCCGCAAUCAGCUGGACCUGGCGACCCUCGCGCAGUACAUCCAGAUGCUGGACAACCAGCCGUUCUACCUGCCCGACACGCCCGACAUCACCAAGCACUGUCAGGACAUCGUCAAGUGUCUCGCCCGCACGUCCAUCGGAGGGAACGGCGUGGAGCUAUGGGAGCAGCUUCACCUGGUAGAGGCGUUCUUCAUCAGCCUGCUGCAGUCGAUGCCGGUGGCCGCGCGCCGCGAGAUCGUCAGCGCCGUGCUGGAGAAGUUCCACUCUCUCAUCUCUGACCCUCAGUCCGACGCCUGCCCCGCCAUGUCGGUGGUGCUGAUCGUGUUCGACGGCGCCGAGUCCGAGGACAUGAUGAAGGCGGCGAGGUGGCUGAUGGAGAGGGAUGAGAAUGGACCAGCGGCCGGCGCCGGCCUGCGCGCCUGCCUGUCCUGCUUCUAUCGUUGGACCUACCAAUGGGACGGAACCCCGGCUUUGGGUGAUUGGAUUAUGACUUUCAUCAAAGUCCUCGAGGAGAAGGAGCACUUCGACAUCCUGAUCGAGGUGUCCAUAGACAACAUAGAGCGGAUGGUGCUGGCUCUCCGCAAGAGUGUGGACAUGAAGCGGAGCGUCGCCGCCGUGAUACUGCACGUGCUGGCUUGCAUGAGGGACUCCACCGACGCGCUGGAUAGGAUCGCGCCCCACGUGGACACGAUCCUGGUGGCGCUGGCGUCGCAGUGCGGGCAGUGGAGCCGGCAGCUGCUGCAGAACGUGGUGGACAUCCUCGCGGCGUACAUCGACGCGCUGCCCGUGCGGACCAACCCUCGUAUUGCGGACAAAUACGCCAGUGUGAUGCUGUGCCUCGAGAAGCACAUGGCGUCUCGCGGGUGCCCCUACCUCGCCUACCCGAGCUGGUCAUCACAAGCUCAGCCCGGCACCAGCGGCGCCCCGUCGGUGCCGUCCGCGCCGCCUACCCGCAAAGUGGGCCUUCUCAACCUGGGGAACACCUGCUAUAUGAACAGCGUCAUGCAAGCCCUGCUUGCUACUAGGCAAUUCAGCUCUCACGUGGUACUACGCAUGCACGCCGUCCCCUACUGGCAACUAGUGGGGGGGCUGUUCGCGAAGAUGAUCCACUCCAUCUCCACCAAGCUGAACCCGGAGGACAUCUUCCACGCGGUGAAGCCGCCCUUCUUCACGCUCGACCACCAGCACGAUAGCUCCGAGUUCUUGGGAUACCUAUUCGAACUCUUACACACGUACGAGCAUGUAUCCGACGUGAACUUCGACUACUCGCGGCCGCACGCCAUCCACUGCGGGCAGCUGCGCUCGCUGCCGGCGCGGCCCGCCGCCAAGCCCACCACUAGCAAGGCGGAGGCCACCAGGACCAGGUCCUCGCCCAGUCACGACCAUGACAACAACAACGAGCCGGGCGGCCGGCGCUCCAUGUCGCCGCGCCCCGGCGGCAGCGGCGUCGUCACGCGCGCCGGCGGAUCCGGCAAGCGGAUAUCCCCGGGCCGCUCUCCCGAGUGCCUGAUGCCGCCCAAAAAGCGCCCGCGCAUGCACAUGGUCGAGCCGACCUUCUUGCGACAAAACUCCUUCGUCGACAGCCUUUUCGGAGGCGUCCUUCUCACCAGAGUCGAAUGCUCGCAAUGCCAGAUGUCAUCGCUAUCCCGGGACGUCUUCAGGGACCUUCAACUAGCGUUCCCGGAGAAGCCCGAGCCCGGGAAACAGCAUUGCGUGCAAAGUCUGCUCGAGUUUUACUGCUCGAAGGAGCGAAUGACUGGCGACAAUAGAUAUGACUGUCGCGACUGCGGGCAACUGAUGGAGGCCGAGAGAAGCGUGCUGAUCGAGACGCCGCCGAAACAUCUCAUUUUGGUGUUGAAGAAUUUCAGAUUCGAGGCGAAGCGGCAAUCGCAGACGAAACUGAUGCACCCGAUGCACUACAACAGCACCAUCACGCUGCCGACUGUCCGCUCGCAGACGGACCACGCGACCUACCAACUGUACGCGGCCGUGAUCCACGCCGGCACCACGCUCGACUCGGGCCACUACUUCACGCUGGCCAAGGACAACGACCAGUGGCACAUGUACAACGACGACGUCGUCACCCCGAGCGACGAGGGCGAGCUCAACGCGCUCACCAACUGCUGCACCCCGUACAUACUGUUCUACCGCCGCACUGACGUCGAGGACGUGCCCACCCCGCGCAUGCAGGAGAUGCCCGAGAAGGUCCAGGAGAUCGUCAUGUCCCACAACAAGCACUUCAUCGAGAGCAUGCGCCAGCUCCGCGGGCAGCGCCCAUGACUAAGAGCCACUCGCUUCAACGAGCUGCAAACUCGAGAGAUGAUAAAUUACGACAUGCGCUGCUACUACGGAAUGAUACCGCUAGAUCUGACCACUGGAGACAAGAACGGACCGAUUACUGCUUAAUGACACAAACGAGCGCAAAGCACCCUGUAGCUAGUAGUGUUGAUGUUAGCCCCGCCUGCCGCGUGGAGUGAAUAAUUGUUUGUUUCGACGUGGUAAGAAGAUAAUGUAAAAUAUAGAGAAAGCAAUAAAAACGAUUUUCCCUGUGACUUUAUUAUUGUUAUUAUUAUUAAUAAAGUAUAUGACGCGUAUUUUACAUGAAUGGACAAGAGUAUUGACGGAAAUGAACAAUUAUUCGCUCCUUGCAACCGAUUUCCAUAGAUAGUCCGCACUUGAACACUGGGUGUGCUAUAUUAGAUCUUCCCCUGACCCCCAAUAAGCUUUUACAACGGCCUGUAACUAUAGAUUCAGAUAUAUCUUGAUGUUUAUAUGUUAUAUUAUGAUAAUAAAUUAAGAGCUAUUGGUAUAAUCAUAUUUUCAGUACGUUGAUUAUUUUUAUCGUCGGAUAUAUGUAUCGGCAGCACUGCAAUUGUUAAAAUUUGUUUAUAUGAUUAUAUAUGUAUAUAUAUUUUUAUAAGACAACUUGUGCUUUAAGUUUACGAUGUUGGGUAUUUGGUAAAAAGGGUUAGUGAUAUUGAUAUGAGAAUGGCAUAGUAAUUUUAAAGUACAAGUGAACUUAGCCAUAUAAUAUUGUAUUUUAUAUAGUUGUAAAUAUUAGUUUUAUAUACCCUGAGGUAUAAAAGUUUUUUGCAAGACAAUUCUUUAGUUAGUUAUAUCUUGGUUAUAUCAUAUUUUUACACGCAUAUUUUUCAUUUUAUAUAUACUUGGUUUUUAAAUUAAUGUUUGAACUAGUUAACUUGUCUAAGUACCUAGAUCUAAGAUCGGUGAUAGUGCGACAUAAGACAGGUAGAUACCUACAUCGCGAAAACUUUAUUUUGUAUAACAAUAAGGGGCCGUCACAAAGCUUCUACUUGUCGCGAUUCACUCACCUGUGGAACCGGCCCCUAAAGAAAAGUUUUAAAAUUGACAAUUAUUUUCUCUGACUUGUAAUAUACUUUUUUCUUUGAAUUGUAACAUAUAUUUUGGUUUCUAAGGAAAUUAUGCAUGCAUAUAAUUAUUAUUAUUUUGACAAAUAUAUAUGUUUUAUGUCGUACUUAACACGCGGCCAGUUAAACUGUCGCCGCAUUAGGUAAAUAUGGUUCUAUGUGAUUAAAUGUUGAGUAUAGAAUAUAAAGAAAUAGUUUCAACCACCAUGCUUGAGAAGUAAACCAUACCAACGGACCCUGUAGAAAAUAGGAAGUCAAUUAGACUUCAUAGAUGUAAACUCUUGCAACACUCCUGAAUUUCAAGGCAUACUUGAAUUAGUAGAUACCUAUAUACAUAAUAUUAUGGAUAUAUAUUGAUUAAGUAAAUGCUCUGCGUAAAUAAUGUUUUCGAUUUGGGAUCAUGGUUAAUAUUUCCUAUGCAUUCUAUAAGAUUGAUCUAUGUUCUUUGGUUUUAACUUUACCAUCAUUUAUAUUGUUGAAAUAUGCACGAGUUUUUAUUUUCCUGACGCUAUGUAAAUAGAUAAAGCAUAUAUCAAGUUUAUAUAUAUAUAUAUAUGUAUGCUUUUUAUUAUAAUAAAGUUUAGUAAAUAACACAUAUUACUGUUAAUGUUGUACCAUAUAAACGAAAUUAGAAAUCGGCCCAAUUAACAUCCAUGGAGCCACAUUUUAAACAUUUGUUAGAUUUAUGAUAUAAUUGAUUUACCUAAUGGAAUAAAUAAAUCGUUUAAAAUGCA